Tuber aestivum (summer truffle) is the source of this 3454-nucleotide messenger RNA. Lineage: Eukaryota; Fungi; Ascomycota; Pezizomycetes; Pezizales; Tuberaceae. The record is from the annotation of a GenBank genome assembly.
ACCGCCGUUUACAAUGACGGAAGAACGAAGCCAACGAAUCGAUAGCGCGCUUUCUUCAAUAGUGGAAGCCAUAAUACCGGCGAAUCUAGAUGAAGACGAUGAGACAGCUGAUGGGAGACACGAAGCGGCCUUGGAGAGGGCGAGAGCUAUAAUCAAGAGGUAAGUUAAAGGGGGAAUUGAACAUUGGCCGUGGAAGAGUUAUUGACACUUUGAGCGGCAGUCACGGACAGCCCAGCAUUGUACCGGAUGUGCAGCAUAUUAGUGACAUGAUCAAAAAGAGACGUGCGUUUCCUAUGAGGCUACCCCACGAUGUUGACAGCGGUUGACACUAAUACGGGCGCUAAGGUAUCAGUCGUUAGGGAUAAUAAGACUCCUGAACUUGCAUUGAAGUUUUCGACUCUGUACACGAGGCUCCUGAACCAACGAGUUUUGUCGCAGAAAUGGGCCAUUCUUUAUUUGCUCCACGAACUUUCAGACUCCCCCAAAACCAGGCCUUCAUCGGCAGCAGGGAUUCGAGAAGGCGUGUUCUCAGAAGCUGGCGUUAUCGGGACUCAAAGGAUGGAAUCAGUGGGAGAGCAUGCUUUUUCCGAGGCCUUUAGCUAUAUGGGCCUUCAUCGAUUACCAGGUCGUGAUUCUGCCCGGGGACCAGGAACUGGUGGGCUUGCGGGGGGUGACUUGGGUUCACAGUGGAAUAGUUUUGGACAAAGCAAGGAGGAUGGUACUAUGAAAACUAAAGCUGAGCUUCUCACCGAUAAAUACGGGGACUCUGGUGCUUUUUCCUCCGGCUAGCUAAUUCCAAGGAGACAGCUAACCUUAUGAUAUUUAGAACCAACUGAGCAGGCCCUUUUGUCCUCAUUACCUUUUACCCUUCUCGGACUCUCCUCUUCUCACCUCCCCUUUACAACAUCGAGCGUAUCGGCUCCGCCUUCUGGGCGCGAUAUUUCGACGACUCAGAAGUACGCGAUUUCAUUACCACCAACUUUGCCACUGCCGCUUGUGUCAUUACUACAUACCCUGGCAGAACCUUCGCUUCUCUACCGAUGUCUCAACGAGUUUGUACAAUCAUCAUCUGAAGGUGGCACCGACGGCGGAUUGGUAGGCCAAUCGCUCAAGUCCGCAAUUGGAAUAGAGCUUCGGGGCUAUAUUAAUCUUGUUGGCUGUUUGGAGAAUGAAAUCAGGAGUGCAGUUGCGGCUGCCGAGACUACCAUCGGUGUAAGGACCGCAGGGGUUACGUUGAAGAGAUGUGUUGUGUGGACUCGGGAGGCAACCAUGGGCCUACGCCUGAUGAGUUUGAUAGUGGAGCAAACUAAUGGUGCGUCAAUGGAUUUUACCAUUAUCCUCUCCUUUUCCUAACCACGGUUUAUUAAAAUUGUUAGAAUAGAUAAAAAAGGCGGUCAACUCAUUUCGACGAUUCACAGCUUCGCGUCAUCACACGGGGACCCAUUCGUACAUGCGUUUGCAGAACGACUGUUGGGCCAUGUUACACGACCCUUUUAUGAUAUGCUUCGACACUGGAUCUACGAUGGGGAGCUUACGGAUCCUUAUUUGGAGUUUUUCGUUAUCGAGCAGCCCAAUCUGCCUGAUGGAGGCAACAAGGGGGGUGCUUCCUCAGUAUGGGAGGAUAAAUACACCAUCCAUUCGCCUCAGGUGCCCACUAUUAUGACGGAGUCAUUUGCGAAAAAAGUAUUCCUGAUCGGCAAGUCCCUUAACUUCAUCCGACAUGGUUGCAGUGAUUCGGAGUGGGUAGAGAGCUACUCAAAGUCAACAUCUAAAGAAUUAGGAUAUGGGGAUACUGCAAGGUUGGAAAUGAGCAUCGACGAGGCGUAUAAGACAACGAUGGCCAGGCUUAUUGAACUGAUGGGGAGUAAAUUCAAACUAUUUGAUCACCUUCGAGCGCUCAAAAAAUAUCUUCUUCUCGGCCAGGGUGAUUUUAUUGCGUUGCUUAUGGAGGGGUUGUCCGCUAGCCUGGAAAGGCCGGCAAAUACCUUGUAUCGCCAUAACCUAACAGCCCAGCUGGAACAUGCAAUCCGUGGGUCAAAUGCACAGUUCGACUCUUCUGAUGUCUUGAGAAGGCUUGACGCGAGAAUGUUGGAACUAAGCCAUGGGGAGAUCGGAUGGGAUGUGUUCACAUUGGAGUACAAGAUCGACGCGCCCGUGGAUGUUGUCGUUACGCCUUAUGGAAGUAGACAGUAUUUGAAGGUUUUUAACUUUUUAUGGAGAGUAAAAAGAGUUGAGUUUGCCCUUGGAAGUAGUUGGAGGCGAUUUAUGGCUGGAGCGCGUGGGGUAUUGAAGGCGGUUGAGGAUUUGGUGGGAGACGACUGGAAAAAGGCUCGCUGCGUUGUCGCGGAAAUGGUUCACUUUGUUAACCAACUGCAAUACUAUAUCUUGUUCGAGGUAAACCCCAUUAUUCUGGCGUAAGUUGGGGCAAGUUUUCUCACAUCAGUUACUAUCAUGAAGGUUAUCGAGUCUUCCUGGGAUACUCUCCAGACGGCGAUAUCUAAGCCGGAGGCGACCCUGGAUGACUUGAUCGAGGCACAUGCGAAAUACCUGCAACAUAUCACACACAAGGGCUUGCUUGGGAGCACUAGUUCCAGGAGUAGCGGUAAAGGGAAGAGGGCAGGCACCGAUGGUGAUGAUACUUUCAUGACCCAACUUCACGAAAUAUUGAAGAUAAUGCUUGCCUACAAAGAUGCCGUAGAUGGCCUUUAUGGAUAUAGCGUUGCGGAGUAUACUCGAAGGCAGGAGAGGGGCCAGAGGAUCGAAACAAGGACAAAGAAAGGCGAAUGGGGCAUCAGAGAAGCAGAUGAGGAGGGCGAGGUAUCGGGAAAAGGGUCUAGUCCCGAAGAUAUGAUGCUGCCGAGUUUACGACAAAGACUGAAGACACUCUCGGGGGAUUUUCAGGCCAGAGUAGUGGUCCUCUUAGGUGACCUAGCAUACCAGAGUGACAUGGACAUGAGGCUUCUAGGAGUGUUGCUGAGCUUCAAUGAGUAUGUUCAUUUUUUGGCCUUUGUAUCCACGAUUAAGGCUAACGAGAAAAGGUAUUAUCCGGUCGUCAAUAAAAGAAGGGUGAGGGGCGAGAGGGAAAGGAGGAAUACCCCACGGACGCAGCCUGGCAUAAAGCCUAAAACAAGAGAGGGCUCAACAGGAGAAUCCGCUACCGGCAGUGGGGUCCAGGAAGGAGAAUAGUACGGUAGACCAGUUCUUUUUCCAGUAAUGCCAUUAUUUCAUAAGUUUUCUCUUAUGUCCGGGAGCAGGUGGAGCUUUGUAUUUAGAUAUUAAUUACCGGUAGCCGUCAAUCCUUAACCAGCAACAAUUGUUGCACGAGUUCCUAAUGUGAGGUAAGAUUGUUUGACAACGAACGAGAUAGGGAGCUGAUUUCCCACCAUAAGCUGAAGGGGGGAAGUUGAGGUAGGAUACAAGAACUACUCACGGCUCUCUAUCUAUCCACACUCAU